CGGGGCGGGCCGUCUCAGCCCGGAGGCCUUCUCCUUCCUUCCAGCCACACCUCAGCCCCGCCUUCCGCCCCGCCGGGCCCCGAGCGGCAGCAGAGGCAUGGCGGCGGCCGGCUUGUCCUACGAGGCCUUCGUGGCGCUUCACAGGGCGGCGCUGGGCGCCUCUGCGGUCCCUGCGCGCUACUGGCCCAGCCUGUGGCACAAGCUGGAGAACGAGGUCUUUGAUGCUGGUGAGUAUUUUGGAAUAAUGCAAGUGGAGGAGGUGGAAGAAGAGGAAGGAGGCAAUGAAGACACGAAAGAAAAAAUUAAAAAGAGAAUAAUCCCUGGGAGUGAACUUUGCUACAAAGUGAUUGUGACGAAUGAAAAUGGACUUGAGGCAGCAAACCCUAGUAGCAUUUUUCUUAUUGACCAUGCAUGGACAUACCGAACUGAACAUGCCGGUGAGCAGCUGCGACAGGUUCCAGGUCUGCUUCACAGAAUGGCCAGUUUGAUGGGGAUAGACGUCCAUGGAGAAGUACCAGAUGAGAAUGUUGUUAAUCAGGUGUUGGAGGAUAUGUGGAAAUACAACCAGACCUAUCAACUAUCUCAUGGGACUGCAGAAGAAAAGGUUCCUGUCUGGUACAUUAUGGAUGAAUUUGGAUCCAGGAUCCAGCAUUCAGAUGAUCCCACUUUUGCAAUAGCCCCUUUAUUUUACAUGCCACAGCAGAUUGCUUAUACGGUUCUCUGGCCCUUAAAAGAUCUUGAUACUGGUGAGGAAGUGACCCGUGACUUUGCCUAUGGGGAAACUGACUGUUUGAUCAGGAAAUGCCGGCUUUUACCAUGGCUACCAGGAGAGGUUCGAGAUAUCAACCAUUUCACCAGAGAGCCAUCAGAUGAGCAUUACCAGGCAAUUCUAAAUGAAAACAAAGAAAGACUACCAGUUUCAAUGAAGCCUCCUGUGUAUGCCAAGAAUAAAGUCUUCAAAGUUUAUACAGACCUUCAGCAGGUGCUUCAGAACCUGACUCAUUCACGUUUUGAAUUUACUGAUUCUGAGCAAGAAGCAGAUAUCCUCUACACCUUUUCUCACUUCAAAGAUUACAGGAAAAUAAGUGAAGAAAGACCUCACGUGAUGCUGAAUCAGUUUCCAUGUGAGAAUCUCUUGACUGUAAAGGAUUGUCUGGCCUACAUCUCAAGGCGGGUUGGAGGCUCAGAAGGGCCAAAAUGGCUACCCCGUACUUUCAACCUUCUUACAGAAUUGCCGCAGUUCAUCAGUUACUUUCAUCAACGUGAGAGGAGAGGAGAAGACAACCAUUGGAUAUGCAAGCCGUGGAACUUGGCCAGGAGCCUGGACACUUAUGUCACCAACAACCUGCACAGUAUCAUCAGGCAGAGAGAGAGUGGCCCCAAGGUGGUGUCUAAGUAUAUUGAGAAUCCAGUAUUGUUUCAUCUGGAAGAUAUUGGACUGGUUAAAUUUGACAUUCGUUACAUUGUGCUUCUGCGAUCAGUUGAACCGCUUAGGGUGUAUGUUUACGAUGUGUUUUGGCUACGGUUCUCAAAUAGGCCUUUUUCACUCAGUGAUUUGGAUGACUACGAGAAGCAUUUUACCAUCAUGAACUAUGCUCCAGGGUUACCAUUAAAACAAAUUCACUGCAAUGAAUUUGUUCCUCUCUUUGAGAAACAGUAUCCUGAAUGUUCUUGGCAAUCCAUUGAAGAGGAGAUCUUUAAGGCAUUUCGCGAAUUAUUCCAAGCGGCUUGUGCAAAACCUGCCCCUCUUGGCAUUUGUGAUUAUCCAUCCUCACGAGCGGCCUAUGCCAUUGAUCUGAUGCUAAAGUGGGAUACCAGCAGCAAUGGAGAACCAUUCAUGCAGCCCCAGAUUCUGGAAGUGAAUUUCAACCCCGACUGUGACAGAGCUUGUAAAUACCACCCAUCCUUUUUCAAUGAUGUCUUCAGCACCCUUUUCCUGGAUGACCCCAACAGUUGCCAUGUGACUUCCAUUCUCUAGCUGCACAUGGCUUGAACCAGCCUCUGGUAUCAGAUGAACAUGCACAGAACAUACUUGGAAGCAGUUGUGUACUUUUUUUAUUUCCUGUUAGGUCACAGACAGAUAUUAUCAUUGCCUUUCAGCCUUUACAUUUGUAAUUUUGUUGUAUACCGACGAUCAUAGAUGUUCAAGAGUAAGUCAGUCGCUGCUGCAUUUCUUGGUAAUUAGUAUGUUUUGCUUGCUUACAAGAACUAUCUGCAUUUUGCCUGCUCUGUGAUCUUCUGCCUCAGGUAACCGACGGCGUUGGUUCCUCUUCCUAAUAGGAUUGGCUUCCUGUCUUUUAAUUAUUCUUUUUUUAAAACUAAUGAAUAUGAGGCAAUUUAUUUUCAGGGAGCAGCUGGCUAAUGUGACCAGUUUUCAGCCUAAUUCUAAUAAAGAGCAUCUCAACAAAACAAA
Heteronotia binoei (common prickly gecko) is the source of this 2413-nucleotide messenger RNA. RefSeq names its product tubulin tyrosine ligase like 12 (gene TTLL12). Lineage: Eukaryota; Metazoa; Chordata; Lepidosauria; Squamata; Gekkonidae. Bases 98 to 1978 code for a protein of 626 amino acids. Gene Ontology annotation, biological process: protein modification process. The record is from RefSeq and is a predicted model, not a curated record. The transcript has 14 exons.